Penicillium griseofulvum is the source of this 1233-nucleotide messenger RNA. RefSeq lists its product as uncharacterized. The transcript has 4 exons. The coding region runs from base 1 to 1233 and encodes 410 amino acids. The record is from RefSeq and is a predicted model, not a curated record. NCBI's taxonomy places the organism in Eukaryota, Fungi, Ascomycota, Eurotiomycetes, Eurotiales, Aspergillaceae. Gene Ontology annotation, molecular function: oxidoreductase activity.
AUGUUGGACGCCACUGACUUGCUCUAUACAUUAUGGAGCAAACAUCGUGUGACGAUUGCCAUCGUCUUCAUCAGCUACAUAGCAUUGGUUAACCUGCUUCGAUACCGCCGCAUGGCGAAGAUCGAGGCCCCAUUCACAGCCGGCAAGAAAGACUUGUCAGAAAUGACAGUAAAAGAAGCACAUGAUAUUCUGAACCAGUUACAAGAACUCGAGUUUCCACAUGCUUUUGCCAAAGCUCGAAAAAUUGCUCUGUUGAAGGCCGGAGGUAUCCCGACUAUGUCCAAACUCUUCGCUGUCACAGGGCAAAACAAUAAGCGCAAUUCAGGCAAGCGUGCUGUCGAUACGGAAAUCCUCUUGCGAGAGCUGACGUGGGAUAUCGUUAGCCAUGCCCGUUACCGUCGUGCCAACAAAAUAACGGAUAAUGAUCUCCUUCAUACUCUGGGCGACGGUCUUGCCGAGAUCCUGAAUGUUGUUAAAAGAGAAGAAUGGCGCAAGCUUACUGACGUUGAAAUAUGUGCCCUCGGUAUCUUUCACAAGAACUUGGGAGAAGACAUGGGUAUUCCCUUUGACGUGCUUCCUUCAAGCUGUGAUGGAUGGCAAAACGGCCUCCACUUUGCAGUUGAAUUGAGAGACUGGACAAUCCAGUAUGAAGAAGAAGUGGCAAAGCCCACGGCGACGAACGAUCAAUACGUCCGAGUAUAUGUUGAUUCGGCAUUGUCAUCGCUUCCUGGGUUCAUCAGAACAAGUGUGCGGAAAAUGCUUGGUAAUGACUUGGACGAUGUUAUGAGAACGAGCCUUUGUCUUGAGUCCCCUGGGCCAGUCCUCUGGUUCCUACUGGCUCUCGUCCGAGAAGGGCGAAAGGUAUAUCUUCGAUACCUUGCACUUCCGCGCUCUUCGUUCAGUGCUGUUAAACUAGUGCACGACAUGCCAAACCAAGAAACGCAUCUAUAUAACUUCCAAAGAAAGACACUGCAGCCUUGGUACGUGAAGCCGACCUUCUCGUCAAAAUGGGGACUCGGCGCGAUGCUUGUUAGAGCGCUGGGAGGAAAGGUGCCUGGGUCGCGAGGGGACCGGUAUCAACCUGGAGGAUACGACUUAAUGACGAUUGGGCCAGAUCCACAGAAGGAGCACGGAGCGGAUGAGAUGAUGUCCGAUAUUGAGGUAAUAAAAGCGAGAGGUGUGGCUACAUGUCCGUUCUCACAGGCAAAGACGAAGUCGGGUCACUUUGAGUAA